Mercenaria mercenaria is the source of this 4206-nucleotide messenger RNA. RefSeq names its product MFS-type transporter SLC18B1-like. The coding region runs from base 179 to 2188 and encodes 669 amino acids. Gene Ontology annotation, biological process: transmembrane transport. NCBI's taxonomy places the organism in Eukaryota, Metazoa, Mollusca, Bivalvia, Venerida, Veneridae. The transcript has 14 exons. The record is from RefSeq and is a predicted model, not a curated record. Gene Ontology annotation, molecular function: transmembrane transporter activity.
GCCAGUGAUUAUGUAGCAGUGAGAUUAUAGUAAGUGAUCUGUAUCAAUGUAAAUUGUUUGUACAAUAUGGUCGAAAUCACAUGAUUUGAUAAAUGUACAUCGUGAUCACACGCUACAUUAUAAUUUACUAUGAAAGUGGAUUAUUGGAUUUAACCAAAAAGAGUAAAGAGAUGGUAAAAUGGAAAAUGGCGAGACUGAUUCAGUACGACAGGAACCAAGCGAGCCUGGCACCCACUGUUCGUCAGGAUCCGAGCUGGUCGUCGGGUACACAGUUACAGAUCAGUCUAGAAGUGGAUUACGUGACGUCAGUGAUACGGUUAUCAGAUUUAGCAAAGGCGCUGGUAUUAGAGAUAGCAGUUUUAUCGACACGAACUUUAAAGAGAUUGAUAAUCUUGAUGAAUUAGAUAGGGGGAAUAGUUCACGCGACACUUCACGUGAUAGUGCACACGACAGUGAUUAUUUUACUAAUCUGAGUUCACAGUCACCGGAAACACGGGAUCUAAAUGCUCGUUGCUUUGACGACAAAAUUGGUGCAAAUGGCGAUGUGGUGCAAACGAAAACGCGUGAAAUUCGUGCUAAUGGGAUUGAAAGUUCGGCUGAAUCUUAUACGGAACGGAUUUUAAGAAGUGGUACCUGGCCUCUCGCUGAGGGCAGUUGCCGACUGCAUGUAUCUAUUAGCAAUGAUGAUUCAAAAGAGAAUUCACGGAAAACACGUGCAGGACAAGAAAAUAGUGAAUCUAAGGCGAAUUCUGAUGACAACGAUGAAACUAUAGAAGAAGACAAAGGUUUUAGUUUGAGAACGUUGACACGUGAUCAGAUUGUAAUACUCAUAGCAACUAGUUUUACAAAUUUACUCAGUUUUCUCAGUCUCUCCAUCCUGGCACCUUUCUUCCCGAUUGAGGCGGACAAGAAAGAUGUAAACAGCACCAUAUCAGGGUGGAUUUUCGGCGUAUUUGCUCUUGUACAGUUCCUCACGUCUCCGCUUUUUGGACGGCUUCUACCUGUUGUUGGUUGUAGAUUUAUGUAUAUCGCUGGAUUGUUCAUGUGCGGUGGAUGUACUCUUCUAUUCGGUAUUCUAGACAGAGUAGACACGUCUGAUAGUAUAGUAUUAUUUGUGAGUUUGUGUUUUGUCACACGAGUCCUGCUGGCUCUCGGCUGUACAGGUCUUAGUAACGCCGGCUUUGUUAUGCUUGUGAGGCACUUUCCUGACAGCGUCGCUACAGUGUUUGGUAUUGGUGAAGUAUUUACGGGUAUAGGUAUGGUGGCAGGGCCAGCAGUCGGUGGCUUCCUCUAUGCUGCUGGUGGUUUUAUUCUACCGUUCGCUGUGAUUGGCGGCUGUUCUUUCAUAGCGUUACCACUUAUCUGGUAUUUCAUUCCAAUACAAAACGAUGUAAAUGAGGAUACUAACGACGACUUGUCCAUUAGAAAAAUGCUAAUAUAUCCCCGAACAAUUGUAAACAGUAUCGUUGUCAUCAUUGCGGCGUCGGUAUGGUCCGUGCUGGACCCUACAUUGGAGCCACAUCUACGUGUGUAUGGUCUUGGUCCGGAGUUGGUUGGUGUGUUAUUUUUAAUAAUGGCAGCAUUUUAUUCGGUGACGUCACCAAUAUGGGGUCGCGUGGCAGACAAGCUACCGGACAACAGAUUUCUGUUGGUACCUGGUAUGUUAGUCUGUGCAGCAGGUCUUCUACUGGUUGGACCGUCACCUGUUCUUGGGUUUGAAAUCAGUUUUAAUGAAUUAUGGCUGACAAUACUCUCGCUGGUUGUCCUGGGCGUGGGCUCCAGUAUGGCGGUGAUACCGACCUAUGAUGUCUAUAUUGAUAUUCUAGGUGAAAUCGGAUAUCCUGAAGACACACGAACAUACGGAAUGGUAUCAGGUCUUUGGGUCUCGAUGUAUGCCCUAGGAGAUUUUGCGGGUCCAAGUCUCGGUGGUUUUCUGUUUGAUACGAUCGGGUUUGAAUGGUUGACUACAUGGAUAGCUGCCGCAUGUGUUUUCACUGGUAUUUUAAUCUGUGUUACGUGGUUUAUUGAAAAGAAAUGUUGCCAGAAAACACGUCAGCAGACGUCAGUAGCACGAGUUCAUAAUGACGUCACAGAGAAAACACCGUUACUGGCCUCUGUACCGGAAACGGAUGUGUUAAACACGUACCCGCCCGGAUCUACGUAUUCCUCAUCUUAUUCAGCCGUGUGAACACAGCUUGGUUAUUGCUGUUUUACAGCUAAAUUAGUAUUUCAUUUUAGCUUUCGAAUCUAUUUCGCUUGUCGUAGGAAAGAUUUAAGUUAUAAGCAAAUUAUAGGAGGGUGCUGAAACACUGGUUGAACUAUUUUCUCCUGUACAGAAAGGGUCGUUGGUUUUAUUAGCUCAUCUGAUUUUUUGAAAAAAAAAUGAUGAGUUAUUGUCAUCACUUGAGCGGUGUCGGCGUCUGCAUCGGCGUUGCCUGGUUAAGUUUUAUGUUUAGGUCAGCUUUUCUCCUAAACUAUCAAAGCUAUUGCUUUGAAACUUGGAAUACUUGUUCACCAUCAUAAGCUGACCCUGUAUAGCAAGAAACAUAACACCAUCUUGCUUUUUGCAAGAUUUAUGGCCCCAUUUGUACUUAGAAAAUAUCAGAUUUCUUGGUUAAGUUUUAUGUUUAGGUCAGUUUUUCUCCUAAACUAUCAAAGCUAUUGUUUUGAAACUUGGAAUACUUGUUCACCAUCAUAAGCAGACCCUUUAAAUCAAGAAACAUCACUCCAUCCUACUUUUAGCAAGAAUUAUUGCUCCUUUUGGACUUAGAAAAUCAGUUUUCUUGGUUAAGUUUUAGGUUUAGGUCAGCAUUUCUCCUAAACUAUCAAAGCUAUUGCUUUAAAACUUGCAACACUUGUUCACCAUCAUAAGUUGACCCUGUACAGCAAGAAACAUCACUCCAUCCUGCUUUUUGCAAGAUUUAUGGCCCCUUUUGGACUUAGAAAAUAUCAGAUUUCUGGGUUAAGUUUUAUGUUUAGGUCAACUUUUUCUCUUAAACUAUCAAAGCUAUUGCUUUGAAACUUGCAACACUUGUUCGCCAUCAUUAGCUUACCCUGUACAGCAAGCAACAUAACUCCAUCCUGCUUUUUGCAAUAAUUAUUGCCCCUUUUGGACUUAGAAAAUCAUUUUCUUGGUUGAGUAUUAUGUUUAAGUCAACUUUUCUCAUAAACUAUCAAAGCUAUAAUAAUUGCUUUAAAACUUGCAACAGUUUUUCACCAUCAUAAGCGGACGCUGUACAUCAAGAAACAUAACUCUUUCCUGCUUUUUUGCAAGAAUGAUGACCCUUUUUAGACUUAGAAAAUCAUGGGUAGGACAAUAUUUCUAUUAUACAAAAAAAAAAUCAGAUGAGCGUCAGAACCCGCAAGGCGGUGCUCUUGUUAUAUAUGUGGGGAUAUUCAGAAAACUACUUUACGCCUAAAAAUCAAUAACUUUGAACACGAUUCAUUGUAACAAUAGAAAGUAAUGGUAACGAAGUAUCAACGAAUACUACAAACAAAGUUUCGGUGCACAUGAAUGCAAUGAUCAAAUAGGGAGAAUAACGUUAUUGUCUCAUCUUUCUUGUCUCUCUUUUUAAAUCGAACGUGCAUAUUUAUUGAAGAUUUGAAACAUCAGGUAUUUUAUUGUCUCAAACUUAAAUAUACAUGAACUAUAAUUCCGUAUGGUUGGAGAAGCUAUUUGUUUGGCAACUUUUUACCUUGUAAGUUUUCUGAAACACUUUUAAAUAGAUUUAUGUUAUAUAUUUUUUUUUUUUGGGGGGGGGGGGGUGGUUAACGUCGCACCGACCGACACAUGAUAGGUCAUAUGGCGAUUUCCAGCUUCGAUGGUGGAGUAAGACCCAAGGUGCCCCUCCGUGCAUUAUUUCAUCACGAGCGGGCACCUGGGUAGAACUACCGACCUUCCGUAAGCCAGCUGGAUGGCUUCAUCACAUUAAGAAUUCAACGCCCCGAGUGAGGCUCGAACCCACAUCGAUGAAGGGCAAGUGAUUUGAAGUCACUCGGCCACGGAGGUCCCUGUUAUAUUAUAUUAUUUCAUAAAGUACGUUUGACUUUGUAAGAAGCUAUUAUAAGCACUAUAAUACUCAUGUUAUGUGUUCGUUAUUUCAAUCCAUAUAUAUAUCUGUGAUGCAAGUAUAUGAUAAUUAUUAUUUUCAAAUAUUGUUAAUUAACGUUGCCAUGUUAUCUGAAUAAAAUAGAAAAGUUUUCUUA